This is a messenger RNA of Bactrocera dorsalis (oriental fruit fly), 897 nucleotides long. RefSeq lists its product as uncharacterized. The transcript is spliced from 4 exons. Lineage: Eukaryota; Metazoa; Arthropoda; Insecta; Diptera; Tephritidae. The record is from RefSeq and is a predicted model, not a curated record. Bases 202 to 654 code for a protein of 150 amino acids.
CCACAGUGAUCAGUCUCUGUUGUGAACGCGAACGUGUACGAAUUGUUUCGAGAAACGCGCGGCAAACCGGUAUACGUGUGAGAUCUCCAUUUUUUUGUCGCCAUACAUACAAACAUUCCUCAGUGAAAAUUAGAAAAAAAUUCUUUGUAGAAAACUUUGUUGUUCUAUUGAAAACCAGUUUUUGUAAAUAAAAGUGCGAAGAUGGCCAAAUACGUUACGGACAAAGCGCUAUUCAAUGUCAGCCUGCGUAAUGCCUGCCUGGGCAUAUCGAUAUUCUUUCUGGUCAUGCUGGUGCUGGGCGUCAUAGCGCGACCGAGUUAUUUGCACAGCAGUUCCUCACUUGUAGGAUUCAUUAUUGAGCUGCUUGCUAAUUUGGCGCUGCUGUUCGGUGUUUUGUGGAGCAACGCUUGGCUGGUCUUGGCUUGGCUUGUUGUCGCCGUGCUGUUCUUCAUACAUUGGCCCAUCGCAGUUUUGGGUGUGAUUUUCAAUUAUGGCGAUUAUCGCGCAGCUGCUUUCUUCGACAAUGUAUUUCUCAUACUAUUCGAAUAUAUACUGGCUUUGGUGAUUUUCGGCUACUGCUCAUAUCUCGUCUACUCCUAUUUCCAUCAAUUGCGGAAUAGUCAGUCAGCGACACCACAUGGCGUUGUUGUGUAAAUACACUUAUGUACUUAGCCAUAUACUGUAGUACAUACAUACAUUAUGCAUUAUGAGUACAAAAUCGAAAACACCAAAAUAAGAUUUUUUUGUUUGUAUAAUUCUACGGCGGCAAUGUAUGCCCACCCUAAUGCAGUAAGCUUUGUUUUAUGUAUGCAUUUUUAAAUUAUUAAUAUCUGAUUACAUAUAAUUAAUCUAUUAAUAUAUAUAAAUUAUAAAAUAAAAAAAAAAUAAAAAAAAAUA